CGCUGCCCCUUUAAACAAACGUGACUUCUCCCGGGUCUCAUUCUCUUUGCAUCAGUAGACUUCAGUUUUUGCAUAAUGAAAGUCUGAGUGGCAUUGGAUGGGCGAGGAGACCAGAGCUGGGGAGAGCUGUGUAAUGCUAAGUAUGAGACAGAGAGAGAGGUAAGGAGAAAGAGAUAGAGGCAGGAAGAAAGGGAGAGCGGUAAGGACAGAAAGAGAGGUUAGGAAAGACAGGGUCAGGGUAUGUGAGUGAGAGAAAUAGAGAGUGGGGGAUAAGGAGACAGGUAGGUAGGGAGGGAGAGAGUGGUAAGGGGAGAGAGAUUGUGAGGGGAAGAGAAAGAGAAGUAGAAAGAGACAGUAUCGGGAUGUGUGUGAGAGAGGGCGAAUGACAGAGAAGAGGGAUAGGGAAGGAGAGUGUAGAGGCAGAGAUUGGAGCUAUAUAGAUUAAGAAGAGGAGAGGAAAGGAGGGAGACAGUGUUUAUUGCAGCAACUGACAGAGGACGUAACAUCGGGACUAAAUACCGAAACACUGAGAAAAGAGGCAACAAGAGACCCUGCCUAAGUAGAAGAGAGGACUAUGAUAAAGGGAGACCAGAAGCCCUUAAAAUAAGAAGGGAGAAAUAGGUAGGUGUGACUGGAGACAUAGCAUCUUCUGAAUGUAGCUUUAGGGUUAGAGAAAGAGAAAAAGGGUUUCAGGUCUGUACUUACCCAGCGAGACCCCAUUCUGCGACAUGAACUGAAAUGAUCCGGACAUGGAUAAACUUUGCUGAGAGGCGCAGAGAAUGGUCUCUAGAAUCCAUCACAUCUUAAUAAUCCAAAAGGGGGCUGUCAGGAUAGGUCUGUGCCACGUCUUUCCGGGAGCAUAACUCAGCACCCACAUCUCCAGAGUCAGAUUGGGCAAAAGCCAGCUCCAGAGGAUGAAGGUGCCCUCUGGUUGUACCUCUUAGCUUGGGAUAUCGCCUUUGGAUUGAUGGAAUUCUGCCUAGGUGGACUGAAUUGCGACCCAAUAGACCUCAUGCAACAGUUAUGAGGAGAGAGUGCUGUAGGUUUCUACAGAUAGAUGCCAGUGCUAAAAGAAGAUCACAAUGAAGGUGCAAAACUGAGUCAGAACCCCGAGUAAGGCACCUUAUCAGAGGAUUGGCACUGCUCCCCCCAUUAGGCUCAUGCUACAAGAUGACACAGGAACUAGGCACAACCUGUUAAGCAACAGUUUGGAACUUACAAUAAAGGUAUACUUAUAGGGAUUUACAAUAUGCUCCAGCAUCUAUUGCAGAAGGAAGCGGCGCACAUGUGAAACUUGGUCGCUCUGUAUAUGGGAGCGCGGAUCUCAGGAGCUGUCCGUUCAGCACCACACUGGGAACUCAGCAGAUGUCAGACACUGGCUAUGAGCUGUCCCUUCAGCACCACAGCCUCUGCCCCUGUACAGGUUGCGGGAUAUACUAAUGACAAUGAGCACAGGGAAACUUUAAAGUUACUGUCAGUGACUUGCAUGGGGGCAUUAAAAAGCAUUAUAUUUUAAAAUACAAUUUUCUUUUUUCCAAAACUUUCAGGCAAAGUUAUAAAGAGGUUGUAGGAAACGCAAGCUACCUUUAUCAAGGUUGUGAAACGCUGAGUCCAGACUUCCAGUCAUACUUUUUGGAGAGUCUUCAUGUCUUCCUACAUACAUUUGCACUGAAAAGUUCUAUCACUUUGCUGGAUUUAAAAACAAACACUUCCAGUACUUGCCUGACUUCUCCUAACAGGUUGUCACCUAAACCAGCUUCCUCUCUAGCUAGGGGUCCAACUACCAUGACCAAGUAUGAGGAUGUGUGACAGAGGUGUUCAGAUGCUAAUUACCACUGUGGGGGCCUUUGCUGCUUUCAGUCUGAUGACUAUUGCGGUGGGCACGGAUUACUGGCUGUAUUCUAGAGGGGUCUGCAAGGCUAAAUCCACCAAUGACAAUGAAACCAGCAAGAAGAACGAAGAGGUGAUGACUCACUCAGGAUUAUGGAGAACUUGCUGCCUUGAAGGAGCCUUCCGAGGAAUGUGCAAGAAAAUUGAUCAUUUUCCAGAGGACGCAGAUUACGAGCAGGACACUGCGGAGUAUUUACUGCGUGCUGUUCGAGCUUCCAGCAUCUUUCCCAUUCUCAGUGUGGGCCUUCUAUUCUUCGGGGGUCUCUGUGUUGCUGCCAGCGAGUUUUAUAAAAAUAAGCACAAUGUUAUUCUCAGUGCCGGCAUCUUCUUUGUCUCCGCCGGGCUGAGCAACAUCAUUGGAAUAAUUGUCUAUAUUUCUGCUAAUGCCGGUGAUCCCGGUCAGAGUGACUCCAAGAAGAGUAACUAUUCCUAUGGAUGGUCCUUUUAUUUUGGGGCUCUGUCAUUUAUUAUUGCAGAGAUGGUUGGAGUCCUAGCUGUGCACAUGUUCAUCGAAAAGCAUCGGCAAAUAAGAGCAAAGUCACACUCUGAUCUGUUCAAGAAGUCUGCCUUUUCUCGAAUACCGAGCUACCGGUAUCGCUUCCGACGGCGCUCCAGUUCCCGUUCUACAGAGCCACGCUCUAGGGACCCUUCUCCUGUUGGCAAAAGCUUCAACCCCAUUCCGACUAGCGACAUCUCCCUCUACACUUUAACUGCCCGUGACCCCACUAAGAUGACUGUUGGUUCCUUACUAAAUUCUGAAAGGGAACAUAACUUUCUCCAGGUUCACAACUCUAUCCCCAAAGACUAUAAGGAGUCCCUACACAACAAUCCUUCCAACAGGCGCACUACACCUGUCUGAGGGCUGUGAUUACAGGAAACAAGGCCUGAAGUAAUAGUAAUCAUGGAGAACAUCUCAAGUGGUCACACAUGGGCUUUUUUCCAUCACAUGUUUCAGUAAAACCACAAGCUACGAAGAGGCAGGAUUUAAAAAUAGCACACAACGUGUCACUUCCUGUUGGGAACUUUACUUCCUGUAUGGAACAUUACUUCCUGUAUGGAAUGUUACAAAGCCAGAAUCAAUGCAAGAAUUUGUACUGUUGUGUCCCUAACAAAAAUUACCUAUGGAAAGUUUGCAUAUGUUAUAUAAGUGCUUGUGUUUUAGGAAGAAAUAGGAAAAGUUUUAAGUAUCUAUAGGUCUCUUCUGAAGGUGCUGAAUACAUUUAUUAGGAAAUGUCCUUUUAAUGCAGGGGAAGAUUGCCCGUUAACUAAUUAGGUUUCAGAUGUUCAAUUUAACUAUCCUCAGUGUAAAGCAAUUGGAAAAUGCAAUGUAAAACAUACCUGUGUAUAAUGUAUGGCCCAUUUUUGCCAAAACACCCAAAUGGAUAGGUAUGCAUAAACAUAUUAGAGUGAUAUAGCACCAAACACUUCCAUUUAGUUUAUCCUGAUUUUCUGGAAAUAGCACUAUAAAAUAUCCUAAUUUUAUAGCCAAAUUGUGGAAAACAAAUUAGUGGAUAACACUACAUAAGGAUAGUAUAUAGUAUCUGUAAAGACUAUAUAUGCACCUUGCAGGUAAGCACAAUGAUCCAAUACUCUUAUAUGUUGCACAAUCAGCGCUAUCAAUAUUUCAUAAUUUAAUUUAUUUUCUCAAGCCGAAAAAAAAGACAAAAAUAAUAAGACAAACUGUGUGUGCUCAGAAUGUUAAUUCUAGAUGGGUUGCCAAGCAAGUCUGAGCAGGUUUUAAAGUGCUGUUUUGACAAGUGUGGAGGUGGUAACAAGUACACUGUAGAUCGUGAAGACUUUUUGAGGCCAAUCAGAGAACUCAAAACUUUUCUGUAAAAGUCUCCAGGAAGAAGUUUGCAUUGGAGAACUCGAUGACUAUCUAUCGCAGAUGUGUCUUCAAGACUUGGUCAGCGCUAUCAGAUGAUGGACUGUACUUCUUCUUUUGACAUCAGCUGCAAGUUUAAAAAAAUAAAAAGUUAUUGCAGUUAAACAAAUUUACAUGUAUACAAAUUAAAAGACAUUAUGCUACUUAGAAACAAAUUAGCAAAAUCAUUACUUUUUGACUUUUACCCAAUUACAAAUGAGUUUGGGGAAGAAAAAAACCCCAAACAUCCAUUUAAAAGCAACUGGUAAUUGCACACGAUGCUCAUCUGACAUUUACAAAGCAUAAAAGAUCUCCAGUGGACGGUGAACAAUAAUCUCUCUGAAGGAAUUCUUGGUUUACUUGUUCCUCAGUUAAGGUGUGGGCGCUCCAAGAUAACAUUCCAAUAUUUUUUGGGUUAUAUUACUAAUUAUAAUAAAUGAUAGCAAACAA
Pseudophryne corroboree (corroboree frog) is the source of this 4204-nucleotide messenger RNA. It is a transcript of the gene CACNG3, whose product is annotated as calcium voltage-gated channel auxiliary subunit gamma 3. Gene Ontology annotation, cellular component: AMPA glutamate receptor complex; postsynaptic density membrane. The transcript is spliced from 4 exons. Bases 1796 to 2749 code for a protein of 317 amino acids. The record is from RefSeq and is a predicted model, not a curated record. Gene Ontology annotation, biological process: postsynaptic neurotransmitter receptor diffusion trapping; calcium ion transport; transmission of nerve impulse. NCBI's taxonomy places the organism in Eukaryota, Metazoa, Chordata, Amphibia, Anura, Myobatrachidae. Gene Ontology annotation, molecular function: voltage-gated calcium channel activity; channel regulator activity.